Cygnus atratus (black swan) is the source of this 665-nucleotide messenger RNA. It is a transcript of the gene CRYBA1, whose product is annotated as crystallin beta A1. Gene Ontology annotation, biological process: visual perception; lens development in camera-type eye. Gene Ontology annotation, molecular function: structural constituent of eye lens. NCBI's taxonomy places the organism in Eukaryota, Metazoa, Chordata, Aves, Anseriformes, Anatidae. The record is from RefSeq and is a predicted model, not a curated record.
AAGUAGGCAGGCAUGACAUGGGCGAAGCAGCAGUACCGCCUGAGCUAGAUACCUUUCCAGCAGCAAAGAUGGCUCAGACAAACCCUCUGCCUGUCCCCAUGGGCCCCUGGAAGAUCACCGUAUACGACCAAGAAAAUUUCCAGGGCAAGAGGAUGGAGUUCACCUCGGCCUGUCCAAACAUCAUGGAGUGUGGUUUCGACAACAUCCGCUCCCUAAAGGUGGAGUGUGGCGCCUGGGUCGGUUAUGAGCACACCGGCUUCUGCGGGCAGCAGUUCAUCCUGGAGAGGGGAGAGUACCCGCGCUGGGACGCCUGGAGCGGCAGCAAUGCCUACCACAUCGAGCGCCUGAUGUCCUUCCGCCCCGUCUGCUCUGCUAAUCACAAGGAAUCCAAGAUCACCGUCUUCGAGAAAGACAACUUCAUCGGCCGCCAGUGGGAGAUAAGCGACUACCCCUCGCUGCAGGCCAUGGGCUGGGCCAACAACGAAGUGGGCUCCAUGAAGAUCCCCUGUGGCGCCUGGGUUUGCUACCAGUAUCCCGGGUACCGCGGCUACCAGUACGUCCUGGAGGCCGACCACCACGGGGGAGACUACAAGCACUGGAGAGAGUGGGGAUCACACGCCCAGCAGACCUCCCAGAUCCAGUCCAUCAGGCGCAUCCAGCAGUAG